Molecule: messenger RNA, 1797 nt
Organism: Helianthus annuus (common sunflower)
Lineage: Eukaryota; Viridiplantae; Streptophyta; Magnoliopsida; Asterales; Asteraceae
Exons: 3
Coding region: 147-1523 (458 amino acids)
Source: RefSeq, a predicted model, not a curated record
AUCUCCAUACCAAAAAAAUGCGCACAAAAAUCACGCUGGUGCACGUUAACCUAGCGCACGUUAGCACUCUCACCCGCUUCCCAAACGUUAAAUCUCACCCCUCCCCCUUCUCUCUCUCUCUUCUCUCUCUCUAUACAUUUAUAUGAAUGUUUCGCGGCGAUUUAGCAACAAACACAAAACUCACAAAGACGAACAACAACAAUCACACCAUCCGAUUUCACAACUUCACCGGCAAGAUCCGACCGAAAGACGUUCAGAUGGUAUCCACCGGUAAGAGAAACACCGGCACCGAACGAGAUAUGGUGGACAGAUUGAAGCCACAAUUGCACAAUUUCGAUUUGCCGUGCUUAAAGUGGGGAAACCAGAAGCUUUUACGCUGCAUGAAGGUAGAUUCAAACGCAGAUGUGUCGGUUUUUGAUCGUAAUCAAUCGUCGGAGAGCGGCGGCGGAGCAAAACGGAGGAAUUCGGAGGCGGAGAAACGGUUUAGAUCUAGUUAUGACGUUGAUCGUAAUCAUUCGUCGGAGACCGGCGGUGGAAUCGGAACGUAUCGGAGGAAUUCGGAGUGUCAGAAAAGGUUUAGAUCGAGUUAUGAUGAUGAUGUUCGUAAAACAGAGAGUUGUUAUAAGUUUUCUUCGUCGGAGAAAGUGAACGUCGAUCGUAAGCAAUCGUCCGGCAGCGGCGGCGGUGGCACUGUUAUCGGAGCAAAACGGAGGAAUUCGGAGUGUGAGAAACGGUUUAGAUCGAGUUACGAUGAUGUUGAUCGGAAAAUACAGAGCUAUUGCAAGUUUUCUUCGUCGGAGAAAGUGAACGUGGAUUCAAACGUCAAUCGUAAUCAUUCGUCGGACGGCGGCGGCGCCGGUGGCGUUGUGAUUGGAGCAAAACGGUUUAGAUCGAGUUAUGACGAUUUUGAUCGGAAAAUACAGAGUUGUUAUAAGUUUUCUUCGUCGGAGAAACCGCCGGCGAGAAUCGGAAUCGGAAACCUAAUCUCUGGAGACGGUGAGAUCGAAGCGACUAGAGAGAAACUGAUGUUUGAUUUUCAAAACGAAGUUGUGAAGAUGAAGGACGCUAUUCUCCGUGAGCGGCUGGUGGAUCCGUCGCCAUCUACAGCGGCGGCGGCUUCCACACCGCCGUACAAUCCUCCGGCAGAGCGGCCGUGGAAUCUGAGAACGAGAAGAGCUGCGUGUAAGGCGCCACGUUCUCCGGCGAACGGCGUUAAUAAUCACGGUGAGGUUUUAAAACCUAAUUCCUCUCCGGCAACAAAACUCCGGCCGGCGAGCGGUGUUUCUGGUGAAUCUACAACUGCUGAGGAGAGAGAGAGACCGAAGUUUUCGGUUUCGCUUUCCCGGCGAGAGUUGGAGGAGGAUUUCAUGGCGAUGGCCGGCCAGCGACUGCCACGUAAGCCAAAGAGACGACCUAGGGCUGUUCAAAAGCAAUUGGAUACUCUGUUUCCGGGAUUAUGGUUGUCUGAAAUAACUGCUGAUCUUUACAAAGUUCCCGAUGAGGCCGAGACCGGGAAGAGGUAGCAUUAGGGAUCUGUAUGAUGCAACAAUGGGGAAGUAUGGUUAUGAAUAAUAAGUGGAGUAGUUAUGUUUGAUUUCUUCAAAAAGAGGAUUUGAUUUGAUUUGAAGGAUUUGAAUUCGCAGAUAAGAUCUUGGUGUAAGCUGCUGAGUUUUAUGCUAAUUUUGAUUUUGAUAGUAGUAGUCAAAACAUGUUGAUAGAUGUGUUUCUUUUCUUAUAGAUGUUCAAUGGAAUAAGAGUUGGCAUUUUAUAAACUUGUCGCUUGUCGCUUCGAGAUUC